Messenger RNA from Centropristis striata (black sea bass), 8863 nucleotides. RefSeq names its product BAI1 associated protein 3 (gene baiap3). Bases 240 to 3767 code for a protein of 1175 amino acids. The transcript is spliced from 34 exons. NCBI's taxonomy places the organism in Eukaryota, Metazoa, Chordata, Actinopteri, Perciformes, Serranidae. The record is from RefSeq and is a predicted model, not a curated record.
CGCAUCGGUGGAGCAUGAGCUCAGGAAGCAUUUCGAAGGACUAAAAUGAGCUUUUGUCUGUCGUCUUUCGCAAGAAAAAAUAUCCAAACGUUGUUUCCAGCGAAGUUGACUUCGUCUCGUUGACAGAAAGAAACUGCAUCCUGUUGCAGACAGCAGAGCUUUGAUCCACAGCAACUCUGACACACGCAGCCGCAAAACAUUUCACACUGGAAAACUGUCAGGAGACACAGUGAAAGAUCAUGACGACGCUGCUGGACCUGAAGAGUAGCGUGCUGAGGCAGGUGCAGAGGAGCCAGUCGCUGAGGAGCAGAAGGGAGCAGCCGCCCACCCCCAGCAGCCCCCUCACACACUGUCCUGACCCCUUACCUCGCAGGAUUUCCGAGGAGAGCUUGGAGUUCUUUGAGCGUGUGAAUGCUAUCCUUCAGAAGCAGGAGAACAUGCUGCGGGCCGCCCAGGCUGAGUGCCAACGAGGGCCCUGCACAGUGCCGCCGCCCCAGGAGCAUGUGGACCAGGCCUACAUCCCUGACAGAAUCAGAAGGACAGAGCUGGACGUGCUUUAUGAGGAAGCUGUGUACACAGUGGUCAACCGGGUGGGAGUGCCUUCACCUGAACAUGUGAGAAGUGAUGAAGAGCUGUUUGCCUACCUGCUAAAGGUAUUUGAUAUGAGUGAAGAAGAACAUGACAUCAUUCUCCAAAAAGUUCAAGAAUCCAAGCGAGCCAGUUUUUCCUUGAGAGUCUCCGUCAUGAAAGCAAAGAGUCUGAUGGCCAAGGACGCAAAUGGCUACAGCGACCCCUACUGCAUGCUGGGAAUCCUCGUGGGCCAGAGCCCACGGGAGAUGGAGGAGAAGAAGGAGAGAAAGUUCAGCUUCAGGAAGAGAAAGGAGAAGCUGGAGAAACGCUCCAGCACUAAGGAGGUGCUACCUGCCCGCUGUAUCCAGGUGACCGAGGUCAAACCAGAGACUCUCAACCCAGUGUGGGACGAGCACUUUGUCUUUGAAAUCGAUGAUGUUCACAAUGAUCUCUUACAUCUUGAUAUAUGGGAUCAUGACGACGACGUGUCUGUCGCUGAGGCCUGCAAAAAGCUCAAUGAAGUCAGUGGACUUCGAGGAAUGGGCAGGUAUUUUAAACAGAUAGCAAAGUCAGUGCGUUCAAACGGAUCUGCAUCAUCAGGCUCCGAGGAGAAUGCAGACGACUUCCUGGGCUGCAUCAACAUCCCUUUGAAUGAGAUUCCUAUUGCCGGCUAUGACACCUGGUUUAAGCUGGAGCCUCGGUCGAGUGCAUCUAAAGUUCAGGGAGAAUGUCACCUGAUAUUGAAGGUGUUCACCAGCCAGAGAGACACAGCUUUGUCUAAGAAAGACUCAAAUGUUUCCAUUCACAAGAAUCUGCUGAGUCAGAUUGUGGAAUAUGAGCAUGCUCAUGUUAAGAGAGAGCCGUACAACUGGAACGGGCAGGUUUGUCCUCCGGCAUGGACUGUACUGACUCACCAUGCUGUGCAAACUGAUCUCUCACCUCUCCAACAGGCAAUUAUUCGCUGGCAGUGCUACAGCAGCCACCAUCGGACCCAGAGGGUGUGCUACUCCCUGCUGCUGCGCCUCCUGAGGACCAUUGAUGCCGAGUGGGACCCCGCCGCUGUAAGGGGAGACCUGGAGAGGCAGCUGUCAGACAGCUUCAGGCUGUACACAGAGCACUGCCUGUGCCUGAUGAAGAACAUGCGUCAGGUUUUCCCCUGCACCAGUGCCGCUGCCAUUACACGCUACGAGCUCAUGCUGAGGGGGAUUGGCUACAUGCAAAAUAUGCGAGCGUUUAAGACUGUGUGUCCUCUUCGAAAUGAACUGCAUUUGGACAUCACCACUGCUGUCAAGAAAGGAACUUCAGAGUGGUACGAGAGCUUAAUUGCAAGAUAUAGACCAGAGGAUGGGACUCUUGAGGAUCAGCUGAAAAAGCUGGUUCAGGUGGUUGAUGCAGUGUGUGCAGACGUACAGAGAGCCCAGAACAUCUACAACAAGCUCUUCUACAGUGCAGUGAAAGUAGAUUUCUUCAGCAUAUCAUACAGGCAGUUGGAGAAACAGGUGGCCGAUGAUGUAAAUGUAGCCAUGGAGCGGGUCUGUGGGACUCUGGAGCAGGAAAGCUCCAGACUGACUCAGACAAUGGGAGAGACUAUCUUCGAGCUCUUCAUGUCCUUGAAAAUCCUCAAAGGCUUUCGGGAGUUUCUUCCUCUCAAGGAUGCUAAAAUGUUGGCCUUGACAGGCUUUCAUAACUGGUUCAAGUCCUCGAUUCAUAAGUGGCUGCAGAUCGUUCAUGACAGAUCCUGUGACAGAAUUCGUAAAGCAGUGGAUACGGACACGCUCGAGCCUGUGCAGCAGGCCAAACACAGCUCCUCAGCAGUGGAGGUGACAACAUGCUUCAGCCAGGUACGCGAGAUCUGGCUCCAGCUGGCCUGGCCAGACUCUGCGGGGGCCUUCAUCUUUGUCACUCGUUUGACAGACAAUUUCUGUAGCGAGGCUGUGGGCUACUCAGAGAUGAUAACACGCAAGAUUGAGAGGAACCAGCUGGGCCGAGACCACAAGAGCUUCACAGUGCAGCUCUGCAUCGCCCUGAACAACACAGAACAUGUGCGUGUUUUCCUGGGUCACCUGCCUCGUGACCUGGACUGGCAAGGUGUGGAGCGAGCCAUGGAGGAGUCCUGCGGUGUGGAGGGGAAGGAGCAGGUCUACAAGGCUCUCAAUGGGCAGCUAUUCAACAUGGACCUGGACCUGCAGAGAGAAGCCAAACGACUCAUCACGCUGCUCACCGACAAGAUGCUGCCUGAGCUGCGGAGAUACAUACAGCACAUCAGUCUGUCUCCAGACUCCAUUAACAAUGAUGACGCUGUGGCCCCUCUAAUGAAGUACUUACAAGACACGAUGGUCAUCCUCACUGAAAACCUUGUGAAGGAGAAUCUGACUCGAGUUCUCCAAAGCAUGUGGGAGCUGCUCCUGCGGAUGAUCCUGGACGCGGUUGCAGAAAACAGAGGUGUUCAGGUGGAGUUCUACAACCGCUUCCAGUACACAGUGGAGACCCUGUUGCAGUUCUUGCACGCCAAGGGAGAGGGUCUUUCCGUGGAAGACAUGAAGAGUGGAGACUACAAGGUCUUGGAAGAGGAGCUCAAGCUGAAUAAAUGUUCCUCCUUUGAGCUGAUUGAACAGUACUAUCUUGAGAAGAUUUCCCAACAGAAAACACUCAAGCAUACCCGUUACGGUCGGAUCAGUGUGAAGUGCUAUUACGAUGCUCCGGAGCAGAGACUGACGGUGGAGAUUCUGCACGCUGCAGACAUCAUGGCACUGGAUGCUAACGGUCUGAGUGACCCAUUUGUCAUAGUGGAAGUCUGCCCUCACCACCUGUUCCCUAUGGCCAAGAGUCAACGCACGCAAGUUAAACUUAAGACCCUGCACCCAGUGUUCGAUGAACUCUUUUACUUCCACGUCAGUCCGGAGCAGUACAGACACAGGUUUGCCUGUUUGACCUUCACUGUGAUGGACUAUGACUGGCUUUCCACCAACGACUUCGCCGGUGAAGCCGUGGCUCCUCUCAGCGACUUCUGCUGGCCAGGGAGACCAAACGCCUCAGCUGCCGGCAAAAGCGUCCAGCCUGUCAUUCUCCACCUGUCUCGCAGUAAACCCAGUGAAAAGCCAAUCAUGAGGAUGCUGGACGCUCGCAUCGGAGACAGGGAGGCUCAGGAGUUUGUCCGCAGGCUGAAGGAGAUUGAGAAGUCGAUGGAGGAGGAGUAAAAGCUGUCAGCGCUGCCUGUGUUGGUGUUUUCUGACCACGUCUUGCGACAUGUGCUUUUGUACUGGUGCGAUGUUUACAAUAUUUGAAUUUUUCUUUCAAUGUUAUUGUUUGUUCAGUAAUUAUACCAAAAUGAAAAGAGAAAAAAGGAAAACAGUGAAGCUAAUAGCUGUUUUCUCACUGGGAGAUGAACAUCCUGUCACUGUGCAACCCUAUGCUGUCUCAGUUAAACUAUAUUUUAGAACUGAAUGGAUAGUUGAUCCUAAAUGUUACUAGUCUAUAUUUUUUGUAAUGAAGUAAUUGUUAUCUUUGUUGUAUGAUCUUUGAUAUGAUAGAUUUAACAUUUCAGAACUAUUUUGUGGAAGUAGCUUAUGUAUCCAAUAGUUAUAAGUCAAAGUUUAAAUCUAUACCUCAGAUAUGCUCAUUAGUUGCAGGGGAGUUUAACAUAUUUCGAGACUUUUCAUUCUCCAUGAAUAUUGUGGAGAUCAAUUGCAUGAAAGCCUAUUUAGGAUAUAAAAGCUUGAAUCAACAUGCUUGAUUUUCCUGAUCAUACAGUGGCCUACUAACACACCACAAUGAAUAAAAAUGCCUGUGUCUUGAAGGAAGUCAUGCAGACACAUGUAGCUUUGGGGGAUUGCACUUUCCGAGACUGGGUGUUUUAAGGCCAGGCAGUCAGCUCAGCAGCAGGAAUGCCUAACACUCCCCUGAGGCACACGCCGAGCGGGUUCAUUGGACUUUUGAGAUUGCUCUUCACAAAGCUCAUGAUGGGUCAUUGAAGAGGCCAAAAACCUUGUGGAGGGAAGACUAACUCUUUUAAAAAUCAGUUCAUUCUUGCUGUGACAGCUCUUUAUGUGACUGGCAACAGUGCACUCAUUUAAAGUUGUCCAAAGGCAGCACGCCGACAGAAACAAAUCCAGCUGUCGCAUUUAAAAGAGGAAAAUGUGUUGAACAAUGAACAGGUUCAUUUGACUUCACAGUUACACUCACAGACCUACUAAUCAGGGCUGCUGCCAGGCAUUUUGGUCCCAUUAAAUGAUAUCACAUUGUGCCCCAAUGACGCUGUAAACAACAUUCAGAACAUUGCUCCUCUGUUCAUUGUUGUGGUUGUUUAUCUGGCCAUGCAUGAAUCUUAGAGCUUCUGUACCCAGUGCGUGAAACAGUGACACCAAAGGGUCCUGAUCAAGCAUCCGUAUGUGAUCCUAGCUCAGACUCAAACACCUUUAAAUAACUCUACCUUUCCAGGCUCUCUUGUAGUCCAAUAUUUACUGCGAUAUUUACUGACAGUGAGCUGUGAAAACAUAUCACUGUGUAGACAUGCAUGCAAUACUCUGCACUCAGUGGAAUUCAUUAUUUGAUGCAAGGCUGAUGCCCUCUAUGAGAAAUGUGCCGUUCGCUGUCCAAAAGCAAUUUCAAUGGAAAAUUAUUUUAACAUUCAUGAAUUACUUAAUACAUAAUUGGGCAAUGCCUGUACUGUACCUAGAGCGCUACCACCAGCUUCUGGUUAGCUUAGAAUCAAAGACUGAAACAGGGAAACAGCUAGCCUGGUUCUGUCUAAUGGUAACAAUAUGAUGCAGAGCAGUACAUCUAAAGCUCUCUAAUUAACACGUUGUAUCUUGUUUAUUCAGGCUGAAUAAGAACUAAUAAUGACACAUCGUGGUUUUAGGCGGGAAGUAUUUCUCGGCAGUCACUUCCUGGAGUCUUUGCUGGUCACCUGACCACCCUAAGGUUGAUGACCUGGAAUUAUUAAAUUAUAAUACUCAAGUAUUCAAUACCUUUUUUAUAAUGUUAACUUGAUUUUGCCACCAUGAGUGGUAUGUAUAAAUAAAAAAUUUUGAAGCCCACACAUAAAAGAAAGACACAAUAUAACCAUAUAAAACCAUAGCUUUUAAUUGUCGUAAACUAUCGGUAAAGGAAUAUGUGUAAUUCACAAAAUGUUUUUAAGACAUGUCUUUACCAACCAGGUUUGAUAUUUUUAAUGUUGUAUGUAAGCUGCUAUUUUAAUUUAAUUUAAAUUACUUUAUUUUGAAUUUUAAUAAUAUUGAUCGCUUUCGCUGGUUGCCUCUCCUCCGCAGAAGCUAUAUUCAGAAGCAUACAUACUGUGAUGAUUAUGGGGAUACACCAGGAGAUCCUGAUGCCUGAUAAUUGAAAGGGAGAAAGCGCACCCUGACGUCCCCAAAGAUAACACAAUAUGGUGCACAGUGUGUGGCCAGAUGGUAGCUAAUUGCAGAUAAUGAUCUCAUGUAGCGUUCAGAAAGUUCUGGAAACUGCCUUUUUACAUGGAAAAUCCUUUUGUUAUCCUAACUUUAAAUCAAUGCAGGCUCACCACAGACCUUCAACAAGGACAAGAGUCUGAGUUUUACUCUCAGUGUGGGGCUUAAUCUCUUGAGGUCCAGAGGAAGGAAAAGCAUAAUGAACCUGUGCAGUGGCCUAAUUAUACCUAAGAGGUUAGACAGGCCUCUCAAUGGCCUGACAGGUAUAAUUCAACAGACACCAUCUCCAGUCCUCCAAAGCUAUGUGUCUUCUCUGUGACGGUUUAAUAUUCUUUCUGAAAAAUAAUAAGGAUCAGACUUCAACCUGAAAUCCAGCUAUCAUCCUGUAGAAAAUAUGAAAUUGUUAUGCAAUUGAAAAUGUACUAAACAACUCAAAAAAGCACAAAUUCUGUUAAUAGCUUAAUAAUGGAGUAGCCUAGAUUUUAUUCUGGUAGCGUUGACCUAGCAAUCUAAAAUAACAGUAGCAAGUCUGAAGGGCCAGUUUCCUGCGCAGGGUUUGAAUUAAACCCGGAGGAAGGUUAAAUCUGGAUUGUUAUUCAUGUUUGAGCUCUUGUGCCUCGCUUUAAAAGGUUGCUUUGAUGUCCUUAGAGGAAAAAAAUGCCAUAAAAAACACCUUCAGUCCAGAUAUAGCUUCUAAAUAUAAAUUCAUUUUCAGAAUUGUGACCCUUUCAAUGUUUGCAUAAUGUUACUUUUGUUAUGAAAAAACACACAAAACCACUUGGAGAAAAAAAAAAUGUAUAUUUACAUUAUUUUUUUUAACCAACAUCCGUCCUCAGCAUAGCUAGCAAAUAUCCAUUCCUUUUUUAGAAUGUUAACCCUUUAAAAGCACAUUUUUUAACAUAAUGCCACGGUUGUUUUUAUGGGAGAAAAGGUUGAACUAUUUUCUGUGAAGUAAAUGUGAGGGAGAUUAUUUCACAGUCUGGAAUAAGUCAGUGAUUAGCAACUACAGUGAUUUUGAUGCAUUUUUAUUUUUCCAAAAUACAGCAGCAAUCAUCUAAACUGAAGUAAUUUAAAAAAGGAUGUUUCCCUUCCUUGUUUUCCCUUCCAUCAGAAAAUGACUCUUUUGAAACCACAGGUCUAGAACAAAAACAAAUAUAUUAGAAUGCAUGAUUUAAUGCAAUGGCCAGAGGAAGAAAAGAUUGUGUUUUUAUGGGUUUUAAUGGGGACAUUUUGUCCUGAAGAUUCUGUGAGUCUGUAUUUUGGAACUUACAAAACUGGAAAAAAAUAUAUCAAUAAUUAUACCUUUGUCAAAAUGUACUUCUCUAUUGAGGCACAAGGGUAAAGACAGUUGCACUUCUUGAAUUGGUCCAGGACUUACAAGCUUAAAUGUAUUCACCUGUGUCGUCCUCUUUAAAGCAGGACUGAAGCUCUGAAGCUGGUUCCACAAACCCCAUGAGACAUUGGAAUCAAAAGCAAAAAACUGACAAAACAAUAGAAGCAUAAAAAGAACUUAGGAGUCCAAAUUUUUCACACGAGUCCUAUGACUGAAAAUGAAUGCAACCUUCCAAAAUAGAGAUUUAAGUUAAGCCUCUGUAGUCCUGGAGGAACUUAAAUCUCUAAGAAAUCUGUCCACAACACUGAGUUACAUGGACUGUUUUUAUAUUCAUCUCUAGUUUAUGUAGGAUAAAAAAUUGGACUUUAUUCCUGUCCAGGAAACUGGCCCUUUAUUGUCACAAAUGUAGCUUAAAUUUACAACAUUUAGUAGUCGAGUAGACAAGAAAUUUCUCAGCAUUUGGAAAAAUGCAGGCUAGGUCCACUCCUCUACCCAACUCUAACACCCAACAGCAAAAUAAACGGGUAUCAUAAUGUUGAGUUUCUAUUUGCAUGUUAUAAAAAUUUUGCCUUACAUACAAAUCAGGCCUUUAGGAGUCAUUAAUGAAUGUUUCCAGUUUAAAUGUGUCACUUUUAUUGUACCUUAAUGACAAGACAACAGGAUCACACAAUAGUGACAUGUAGUGAAGAAACACUGUAGCAAGAACUUUUCACAGCGACAGCAUUUAGUUAGUGAUGUAACUUAACAGUAGCUGCUUGUGUAGUGCUUUGUCGUUUACUCUGUGGGGUCGUGAGGAUGAAGCACGCAAAAACCAUAUCUAUGCCUGGAGAUUGUGCUGCAUAACAGGGACUGUUCUGGUGACCAGACCAUCUGAACAGCACAUGCCUUUAUUUUUUUAUUUUUGUUUUUAAGAUAUCACAGGCUUUCAUUGUUAGUAUAUUAACAUCACAUGCCAUCUUAUUUGUUACUUAUGUACUUUAGGUUGUCCUAAACAAAGGCAGAAGGACUUCAGAAUGAUAUAACCAGUUAAUGGAUCUAUUGACUGAAAUAUUCUGUGGCAGUGAUGCAUUUAUUUAAAUAUUUAAUAAUUUAAAUCCAGAUAUUCUGGCCAGAUGUUUACACAAAAAAAAACUUGAACCACACUUUUGAGUCUAAACAACCAUUAUAUAGUCAAAUAAAGCUAAUAGUAUAUUACAAAAUGUAAACUAGGAUUACGAAAGUUACAGAGGUAAUUUACAUCUUUCUAACAAGGACCGUUUUAAAUGGAAAAUCUCUUUAUUAGGACAGCAGAGUGUCUUUCACCGUUAAAUACAAUAAUCUAUGUUCAGUCACAGCAUUGUAGGCGGCCUUAUGUUGCCCUUAAACAGGGAAUCUGCUCAGUAUUAUUUGAAUACAUUGAUUUAACAUGCUUAUUGUCAACAAUUCAAACAAAGUAUUUAGUCUUUAAAUGUUCAGUGAAAUCAGUUGUAUUAUCAAAGUAUUAUUUCCAGUGCAUUUCAUUAAAAAAAAGAAGGCAAAGGUUCUCAGACUGUGAAAUAACAGAAUAUCAUGACGA